AUGAAUGUCACCGAGACAUCUGUGAAAAACUGGCUGGACACAAAAUCCUACAACAGCAACGACGAGAGCGAAAAGAUCGAUAGCACGAAAAGCGUCAUUACAUUGAGUGACGAUCAAUCGAGCUUCAGCCCUCAAGUGUGGGAUCUCCGCUGGUUCGCCAUUCUCAGUGCUCCCUUAUUGUUUGGCACCAUCAUCCUACCCCUCAUCACCGGUCCAGUUCUUCGAUAUGUAUGGACAUCAUACAUCCGUCUUCGAUCAUACUGGCGUCUGAGUUUGGUCCUCCUUGCAAUCAUAUGGCCUGCAUUGUAUUACGGUCUCACCUACGGCUAUGACGACACUGAGGUAACGUUUUUCCUCGACAUGUUAUUGCUGUCUUGCGCUACCUCACAGCCCGAAAAUGGUGGAGCAACCAUAAAGCUUUUCAAGCGCAACAUUCGCGUUCAAAGUUUCAAUAAAGCAUCAAUAGGGACCCACAAAGCAAACAAAUCAAGACUACGUCGUAAGGCAUCUAGAUGUACUGAGAUCAAGGAAUCAUGA
Bacidia gigantensis is the source of this 537-nucleotide messenger RNA. RefSeq lists its product as uncharacterized. The record is from RefSeq and is a predicted model, not a curated record. The coding region runs from base 1 to 537 and encodes 178 amino acids. NCBI's taxonomy places the organism in Eukaryota, Fungi, Ascomycota, Lecanoromycetes, Lecanorales, Ramalinaceae. The transcript has 2 exons.